Helicoverpa armigera (cotton bollworm) is the source of this 3418-nucleotide messenger RNA. RefSeq names its product lipid droplet-regulating VLDL assembly factor AUP1. The transcript has 8 exons. Bases 144 to 1283 code for a protein of 379 amino acids. Gene Ontology annotation, cellular component: endoplasmic reticulum membrane. NCBI's taxonomy places the organism in Eukaryota, Metazoa, Arthropoda, Insecta, Lepidoptera, Noctuidae. Gene Ontology annotation, molecular function: ubiquitin binding. The record is from RefSeq and is a predicted model, not a curated record.
GUCAAAAUUUUCAGACGUAGUCUAUGGUCAAUGUCGUAGAUACACAUCACGAUAUUGGAGAAAAGUUCGAAAUUUUUAAUUUUAUGCAGUCAAAAAUAGCACAGGAAGCAAUAUAGAAGUUUGUUUUCACUACACAAACAACUAUGGCUUUAACAGUGGACAAAUUGAUGAACGACGAAAGGUUCAGUGGUGACAAUGUACUCCAGUUUCUCCUAUACCUGCCGUUUGGUAUACUACUGCUGGUAGUCAGACUGCUUCUGGCUCUGGUGCUGUGGGUGGCAUCAAUAAUAUUGCCAAACAAAUCCGGAGUCAGACAAAUGCUAUCAACGCUCGCAUGUUGGACAUUUGGUGUAUAUGUAAAACUAAAGGGCACCCGCGACCCGCGUUGUAGCGUGAUGGUGGCGAACUACGUGUCGUGUCUCGACUCACUCGCCGCUUCACAUGUGCUUGGCACCAUUAGUCUCAGAAAAUGGAAAGUACCUCCAUUUUUUGCAUCAACUCUUGGAAUAAGGAAUGCAGCACAAUUUGUAAGAAAGCAACACUUCGCUGAAUGCCCCAGUAAGCCCGUGCUGUUACAGCCUGAGGGAGGGCCAACCAACGGCAAGGGCUUACUCAAGUUCACAGACUGGCCCUGCCCACUUGGCAACCGCGUGCAACCCGUCGCUAUCAGUGUAGAGCGCAUGUUCACGAACGUGACCGUCCACGGCGGUGACAGUCGCUCGUCGUUCCCCUGGGCAGACGCGCUGUGGUUCCUGUGCACGCCGGUCACCGUGUACUCGCUGCGCCUGCUGCCGCCUGUAGAGAGGCAUGAUGACGACGACGCUGCUAUGGCCAAUAACCUUAGUGCGGCUAUCGCUGAGGCGUUACAGAUCGAGAGAACAGAAUUCAAAUGGGAAGAGCUCCGUCCCCGCGGUCGCGCCCCCCCCUCGCGUCGAGCCGGCGGCGCGGGUGACGUCACCACGCUCGCGCGGCAGGUCAAGGAGGUGCUGCCUGCCGUGCCCAUACACGAUAUACUCAGGGAUUUAGCUAAAACCCGCAGCGUGGACGUCACAAUAACUAACUUCUUGGAGGGGGUGACUCCCUACACCCCUGAGGACACGACAGAGCCCCGACCCUCCACCUCCAAGCCUCGCUACGUGACCCCAGCACCCACCGGCGUCUUCCCCAAGAGUGCCAAGGAACGCCAGCUCAGCUUCCAAGAACGGAAAGCUCAAAUGAUAGCAGAAGCGAAAAAGAGGUAUAUUGAGAAAAAUGGCCUCAAUCUAGCACUAAAUAAUUGUUGAAUCUUUUUAAGGGUAGUUUGGUUGUUUAUGAUGGCAAAAGUGCUCGAAUGCACGUUAAGCGCUUAGGUAUUGAAAUGUCGGCGCUUGCAAUAAUCAAAAAUCUUUUUGAUGAUCUCAAUUUUCAAAGAAAUAUUUGAUGUUUAAACUAAUUUUUGAUAGCUACCUUAUAAAGUCAUGCUUGAAACAUCACGGAUUUAAAGAAGCAAAAUUAAAUCUAUCUUAUACUCGUCUAGGGUGAACAGAUUUAGACGAUAUUGUGUAUAAAGAUACUCCUAAAACCUUGGAAAAGACAUAAUACACAUCACUGCAUCUGCUUUAAACCAGUUAUUAACAUACGCAAUCAUGCAUUGACAUCUAAUUUUGUUUUGAACUUAGCUGUAAAUAAAUCGUCACCGCUUAAAAAAUAGAAAUAUAAUGCUACAUGAAUUCUGCUGUGACGAAUUAAAACGUGCAAAGCCGUAAGUUUUGAAGGCUUUCUACUGGAUUGGUCACUUGUAAAUAUUCAAACUGUGUUAAUUCAAUACAGAAAAUGGCCACAUAAUUCCCUAUUAUUUAGCCAGCAAGUAAACACAAUUAUAGUCAUUUUCAUUAGGGAAUUAUUCAGCACAAUUUCUGUCUAUACAUGGCACCAAUGUCUAAUAAUUAAAGUGAAAAAUGGGGAAUAUUUAAAGGUUAAGGCUCAUGGUGAAUGGAUUGGAUAUUGAAAAAUAUAUAGACAUUGGAUAGGUGUUGCAAAAGUAUUUUUGACAUUAUUCCUUCCAAUGUGAAGUUUUUGAGAAGAGAGAGUUUUGCUUGGCAAUAAAAUAUAAGGAAUGUUAGACUUGGUUCCAUAUAAACAACUAAAUUACCCAAAGGUUAGCGGAUGGUCACAUGAUGAUAAUCAAAUGGGGAUAAGUAGGUUAGUUAGUGCCUAACUAGGUCGAUUACAUAGUUAAACUUUAAUUGAUCUACCAGCACAUCUACAUUACACUUAUACUAGUUACAAGUUACAAAUAAAUCUUACUUAAAAUAUAUUUUUAGUUGAAAUAUUAACGCCAAGUAAAUGUAAUGUAGAUGAUCUAAUCGUUAAGACGUCAUGAAUACGAGUCCUUCCAAAGUAUGACGUACCUACUUGAAGUUUAGUUUUAUAGUGAAAUGUACGGUAGUCGCUACAGUAAUCAUAUUAUUUUUAAAUAAACACUACUAUCGACAAUUGUAUGGAAAUUAUUUUAUAUCUAUUUUUGUGAUUAAACAUUGAAGGUUGUUCGUUAUUUUUAUUUUAUUUUAUGUGGCAACACUUGCCUGUCUUGUAAUUUAAGAUUUGAUUUCACUUUAUUUACUUAAACUGAGAAUUUUGAGUGAAGUAAGAUGACUCUUCAUUAUAAAGUUAUCUUCAGUUUAAGUAAAUUAAGUAGAAAAGUAUAUUUUUUUAUCACUAACUGGGUUUGUAAAUUAUUACAUUUAUUUUGGUGUCAGUUGGAGUUAUGCAUUAGGUUUAUUAAUCAAACUAAAUUUUUGGGGAACAGUGUGGGAAUUUUAUGUUGUAAUUUUUAUUCCAAGUGAGUUCCUAUAUUUUUGUAAUUUUGUUCCUUUUGCACUUGGAGAAUGAUUUUCUUACGAAAUUAUUUUUUAAUUUGGGGGUGGUCAAUCAUUGUUAAAAGCGUAGGUGCGUAUUUCAGAAGGUCACUCAAGAAUUUAGGGUGCAGAAAAUAUGAAUUAACGUCGUCAAAUGGCUCCGUAAUUUUGUCAAAGAAAAAGAUGAAACUCGAAAUAUGAUAAAAGACAAUUUUGUCUCGAGUAGCGUUCUGAAAUAUGCGAAACGUAUAGUACGUAUCCUAUUUAUGGACUUUUACUAAUCACUAUUUUCAAAAGAGGCUUAAAAAAUACUACCAAUAUUUGUGGAUAAAAAUUAUUUAAAUUGUUUUUUUUUCUCCGACUGAUACCAUUUGUAAGAACAUUGGAAUUGAAUAUUUUAACACUUGAAUAUCAAAUCAAAGAUUAUAUUUCUUGUGUUUUGGAAUUCCGUGUGUACAUACAAGUUUAUUAUUAUAGUGAAUAUAUAUAAAUUAUAAAAUCACGCCUGAAUGUAAGUUCAAACGUUAUAGAACUGAUUUUCAUUGUGUUCCGUUAGAAUAAAAUGUAUAAAUAAAAGAAAA